Messenger RNA from Orcinus orca (killer whale), 762 nucleotides. RefSeq lists its product as uncharacterized. Bases 31 to 672 code for a protein of 213 amino acids. The record is from RefSeq and is a predicted model, not a curated record. The transcript has 6 exons. Lineage: Eukaryota; Metazoa; Chordata; Mammalia; Artiodactyla; Delphinidae.
UGUGGGCGUGGUGGUGACACAGGUGUGGGCAUGGUGGUGACACAGGUGUGGCGUGGUGGUGACAAAGGUGUGGGCGUGGUGGUGACACAGGCACAGCGUGGUGGUGACACAGGUGUGGGCGUGGUGGUGACACCGGUGUGGCGUGGUGGUGACACAGGUGUGGCCAUCUCUGCUCGUCAUCCCCAGCGUGGUUCCCAGCAAGGUCUCCCCAGCCCCCACCAACCCGGGCAGCGAGUGGCGUGGAGCGGCAGCCGGGAGGGGCCCUGGGCCGGGGUGGCAGGGACUCGGGGGGCAGGGCCCUGUGCCCUUCUGCUUUGGGCCCAGCGGCACUCCACGUCACAUGCGGGGAUGGUGGUGCGGAGGCUGGCCCAUAGCCCCUUCCCCCAGAGUGGAGUCAGAGCCAUCCUGAACCCACAGGUGUUGUUUCUGGAAGAAGGAUCCAGGGCUUACCCUGCUGGGACGGGUGAGACCUGCCCCUCGCACCACCACCCAAGCCCACCGGGCCACGGAGGGCGUCCUGUGGGCUCUGAGGAGGGGGCGGGGGUCACUCUUGGGGAAGAGGUUGAGGCCUUCAUCUCACCCCAUCCUCGCCGCCCCACUCUACAGAUGAAGAAACUGAGGCUAGGGGAAGGGAGGCGUGGGCCCAAAGCGGGGCCUGGCCGGUGUGUCUGAUGCUGUCCUCGCUGGGUGACGGGGCCACGGGCUUCGGCCUCCCCCGAGCUCGCGAUUUCACUCCCGGGUAAACCUUCCGGUAGAACAAGG